AAAUGAAUAAAUACCUGGCCCUUAUUCGUAUUUACGCAAUAUUUACCUCUUAUAAGUAUUUGUACGAAAAAUCGCCCAUCUUAAGUGGUAAUAUAUAUAGUAAUACGCAAGGACGUUGAAAAAGCGGCAAGUUAAAAAAGUGAGUCCUUUUUUUCACUAGAUUUUUUCAACGUCCUUGGGAAAAACUCGGGAAUAGAGCCUGCCAUGGCUUUAUAGAUCUUCUUACAAAAAUACUUCAAGGCAGUGACAUAUUCUCUAUCCGUUCGAUUACAAAUGUUUACAAAUUAACUGUCAGUAAAUACCUAUAAUUCAUUAAUUGAAAUAUGCUUUUGUAAGCUUUUUUUUUAAUUUCUUAAGACUUUCAGCUAAAUUAAAGGUAAAGCUCUAAUAGCUCUUAGGAAUAAUCUUACAUUAAACCUCAAUGGCCUAUCUUUCUAGUGAAGAUUCAGAUUCUACUCUAGUUGUAACAAGUAUGGAUUUCGAACGCAAUCCUCGAGCCAAAAAGGACAUAAGUUUCGAAAAACAUUGGAUCAAUGCGACCAUUGAAAGCGAAGUAUGGCGCGGUAAUAAACUGCGUGAAAAAAAAACACAACCAGAUUCGACAUAUUGUGAACCAAGUGUAGCCAAUAUCGAUUUUUUAGGAUCGAUCGUGAGGCAGUGUCAGAAAAAGCCAAAUAAGUACUCUAAAAACAAGACGAGCCCAAGUUCACCAAAGUCAAAAUCUCCUCACCGCCACCGACCAACUUCGGCUGAUGCCGCUACUAUAUAUUCAGCAGCGCACAAAAAUUGCAUUCCUAGUACACAACGAGGCAGACUCAAAAGUCCCAAACACAAAAAGUGCCCUAUGAGAAUAGCGGAGCUGGCUGUACCAACCAAACGACAAUGUAUUGAUACUUGGAGAAACAAAUCUGAUAUACUACCGGAGUUUAUGGUAGAACGAUUGAAACAACAUGUGUUGGACCAACGACCAAUUGUAAAAAUACCAGAAGCAAUCGUUUGUUUUCAACGGCGAAGCCCAUCAACAUCAAAGACACGCUGUAAGUCGGCUGAAAAGAAACUAGAAAAUUAUGGAGACAUCUCGAAACCCUGUCGUCAUAUGGAUUCAAGAACCUUGUGUAUACUAUUUGCACACAGAAUUACUAAAAGGCUAUCAAAACAACUCAAUUUAACUUUGAAUUCAGAUUUGGAAAGAUUAUCUAAAAUAAUUCAUGGAGAUAUAGCGAAGUUACUAACUAAAAGUACUUUUAGCAAAAACACAAAGUAUAAAGCAAUCCAUAGAGAUGUAUCCAAUAAAAUUACAAUUUGGAUAACAAGUAUUUUAGACGAUUUAUCUCUAAAACUUCUAGAAGAAGAUUUAAGAGUCAGACUAAAAAAUGAGAUAAAUGCGCAUCUUUCCGAGUAUUUUGUCACACUCGUGGAAACAUUUUUAAAAGAAAUAAGGAGAAAAGGUGAAGAUCUUGUUUUUGAUCUAGAAGAAGAAGAAGGCCCCGUACUAGACUUUAUUGACGACCUAUUUGAUAAUGUUAUAGAUAUAUGCGAGCCCCCAGUGCACGUCGAGUCAGAAUCAGGAGAAUCAAACGAAUCAGAAACAGCAAAAGACAACGAAUCGAUAGGACCACCGCUUGAUACCGAUACAGAUAUAUGUACAACAAAGUUAGAAGAAAUAUUCAAUAGUGAUCUACAAUCUGAAAUUAUAUCUGAUGAAGAUUAUUUACGAAAAGAAAUAGAAAAUGUAAUAGACAACAUUAGAUUUGAUCCUGCAGAUUAUUUGAGAAAUGAAAUUUCCAACAUUAUAGGCAAUAUACAUAAUGAAUCCGAAGAUGAUACAAGUAACGGUUCAGGAGAUGUCACUGAUAAAUUAAAUUACAUUGAUGCAAAUACACUACCAGAAGAAACAGAAAGCAAUAUUUAUAAGCCAGCUUUCGAUAUAAGAGGAAGUAAUAAAGUAGUAGAACUACCCGUGAAAAUCGAAUUUAUCGAUGAAAAUAAUGACAGUGAUGUAGCUUUCGAUGAAUUGAACUUUGAUGAAAAUGUCGAUGCCGAUAUCGACGCUGAAAAUGUCGAUGCCGAUAUCGACGUUGCAAAUGACGAUGAACAUGUCGACGGUCGAAAUGUAGAUGAACAAGUCGACGGUCCAAAUGUAGAUGAACAAGUCGAUGGUCUAAAUGUAGAUGAACAAGUCGACAGACCAAAUGUAGAUGAACUUGACGUCGCUCCAACUAACGGUGAUGAAAACUUUGAUGAACGAGUCGAUGAAUCAGGACAAAAUGAUUCAAAUGUGAGUGAACGUAAUGAAAUUUUACUUGAAGAUAGCGAUGAUGAAACGGAAGGCAAAAAAAUUAAAUUUUCUGAUAAAGACUUGGUGAAACCUGAUGACAUCACAGGGCAAUAUAAAGAGAGUGACACAAUGGAUGAAUUUGGCAAAUACAUGCAAUCUCAUUCUAAUAAAUCUCUUAUCGUCUUUUCUGAACCCAAUACUCAUUUACUCAGUGACGCGGAUGAAUCAUGGCCUGCUGCUUUUGAUUCUACAAUAAAAAUGACUGACAGCGUAAACAGAUCAAUUUCAUCCCUCGGAAAUAUUAUGGAAAUUGACGAAAUACAAAAGUCGCCACCAAAAAGCGUCAACACUAAAAACCUAGAAACACCAACUACAAACGCAGAAACUGAAAGUUUUCUAUACAAAUUAAAAAUGAUGAUGAGUAAAGAGGAAGAAGACACAGUAAUACAAUCAUUUGGACCGAUUAAAGAGGUGACAGAGACCACUACAGUUGAUCCUAAUGCUGCACAAAGUAAUUCCAAGAAGUUGGAUAGAAGAAAUGACAAUCCUGUUGCGGUUUUAGAAGAUUACAAAUUUAGACGUAUGAAUGAAUACCUUAAGUACAAAAAGCAAGGGCUCGAUUACACUGAAUCUGAAAUUUUAAGUACUGACAGUUCACUUAGUGGAAGGAUUAACAGAAGAGUUAAUAAAACUAAUAACAGACUACCAUCCUAUCACAAAUCUUCCUCGCUUUCCGAUUGUGGCUGGCGUGUUCAACUACACACAGCGCCCUCAUGGGUGACGUCAUGGGGAUUUGGCCAUGGAGAGCCUAGUGACGAAUCUUUACCUACACAAAUAAUGCCCCUUCGCGUGACAGAAGCCGAUAUGCGCAAAUGGUGCAAGGAUUUGGAAAAAGCCUAUGUAAAUUUAGAAAUGUGGAAUCAUUGGAUACAUGACACAUGCCAAGAAACUAUUAACUUAAUGAAAAAAAGAAAAAUAACAUGUCCAGUCUUAGCUAAAAGACAUGCGAUCGAUUGGAUUAAACUAAAGAGAAAUAUUCACAAAGAUGCAGUUCUUUGGACGAAAUUAUAUAAACGUACUGAAACUAACUUCAAGGAAUUAAAAUUAAAGUAUAAUCAUGUUCAGUUUUCGCCAAAUUAUCUAACACACUCCCAGAUAGUUAGAUCUAUUAUAGACACAAUGGGUGAGAUUGAGAACACAAGUGUGGAGUUACAUAAAAUGAUUGUAUCAGCAGAAUAUAGUGCAGUUUGCACUUGUGACAGAAAGAACAGGGUUAAAAGAAUUCAAUGAAACUUCAAUACAGGAAAGAGAAAUUACUUGCAGCAAAAUUUACAUUAUUGCACUCUCUAUGUAC
Molecule: messenger RNA, 3632 nt
Organism: Spodoptera frugiperda (fall armyworm)
Lineage: Eukaryota; Metazoa; Arthropoda; Insecta; Lepidoptera; Noctuidae
Exons: 18
Coding region: 422-3568 (1048 amino acids)
Source: RefSeq, a predicted model, not a curated record